Messenger RNA from Anopheles stephensi (Asian malaria mosquito), 1259 nucleotides. RefSeq names its product enhancer of rudimentary homolog. The transcript is spliced from 3 exons. NCBI's taxonomy places the organism in Eukaryota, Metazoa, Arthropoda, Insecta, Diptera, Culicidae. The record is from RefSeq and is a predicted model, not a curated record. The coding region runs from base 340 to 651 and encodes 103 amino acids.
CAGCCUUCAUUCUCGGGCCGUGUAGAAUCCCCUUCAUGAAGAAGCCUGACAGCGUUGGUUGUCAAGUGUGUUUGUGUUCCAAAGUAAAAGGCAGAACAAUAUGUACAUAUCAGUCUAGGUGGUAGAACGUUUUCCGCGGUAAACUAAUUCUGGAUAAUUUUCCUUAGAGGAAAAGCCGCUUCCUUUUGUUGCGACUGUAACGACGCAAUUAGAAUUUCCAAUUAAGGGUUUUUUUUCCAUUUCUUGGGCGUUUUUUUUUCAAUCAAUUUAACCGCGUUUGUAUCGAGACGCUGGAAUUCGGCUUACCCUUAACCGCUCGUAACUAACCGAAUCCGCACUAUGUCGCACACCAUUUUGUUUGUGCAGCCGGGACAGCAUCCGGAAACCCGUACCUACAGCGACUAUGAAAGCGUUAACGAAUGCAUGGAGGGUGUGUGCAAGAUCUACGAGGAGCAGCUGAAGCGGCGCAACCCAAACACACCGACCAUAACCUACGAUAUUAGCCAGCUGUUUGAUUUCGUCGAUCAGCUCGUAGAUCUUAGCUGCCUUGUGUACCAAAAGUCUACCAACACCUACGCACCGUACAACAAGGCUUGGAUAAAGGAAAAAAUCUACGUACUGCUGCGGCAGGCGGCCGGCACCACCGCGUAACGUUGCCUUUUUGCUGAACUGGAAAAGGAGUGCUGAAAUAGUACAACGAUAAGAUGAUACACUCCCUGCGCUUCAGAUUCACAUUUGUACAGAAAACAUGCCUCCCUACACGAUAAUCCGCGCAUUGGGCGGACAAAGACCUCGCCUUAAGUUGGGAAAAGCUAAAGGGAACCAGUUAGCAGAGUGUUCUAAAGAGUUGAGGAUGAUUAGUUUGAAUUUUCCGUUCGUCGGGAUAUAAUUUGAACUUAUUGCCUUAAUUUUUUUGCAUCAAAGACAUUUUGCAUCAAAGAUUAUUUCUAUGAAUAUUAUUCGCACAUCCGCUCACUUGACUAGGCAUGAUUAGUUACACACGAAGCGCAUUUUUGUACAGAGAUGGGAAAUAGAAAAUGCAUUUUUUAGAGCGAAAAAAAUAAUCUCAGAAUAAUUACAUGAAAUCAAACAUUUGUUCAUGUAUUCAACGAUAGAUAGGUAGCUCGUGCGAGCUGAUGAAAAUGUUCAACUAUCGAACAAUGUAACAUAAUAGAAGAAUUCGCGAAAAAGAGAGACGACGAUUCGAAGCUGUUGAAAUGAAAGCAAAUCGAGCAAAUAAUAAUAUUUGCAUCUAACUG